This is a messenger RNA of Dentiscutata heterogama, 599 nucleotides long. The record is from the annotation of a GenBank genome assembly. Lineage: Eukaryota; Fungi; Glomeromycota; Glomeromycetes; Diversisporales; Gigasporaceae.
AUUCCUACGCUUAUAAAUUUAAGCAUUUGUUGUCUAAAGUUGAUGCUGAUAAAGGCAUUCCGGCUCCUUACGUCAUGAGGAUGUUCCUAAAAAGGCUUCGAGGAAACAUUGCGGUGCUUUUGUCUUUGGCGGAACCAAAUAAUCUUGACAAUGCUAUUGUAAUAGCCCGGAGGAUUGAAGCAGAGGAUAAGAAUUACGUUAAAAGUGAGGUUUUGGCUAAUGACCAAGCCCGGCGACAUGAACUAGAAGAGCAGCCCCAAGAACCAUUGCCAAUGAAUGAAGAGCCGUAUAUUUCAGAGGAGCCAACUGUGACUCGCUCUAAGUAUAGAAAGAGACCAUCUAGGGUGGAUAACCUUGAACCAUAUAAUGUUGUUCAAGACUUGUUAAAUACUAAGUUUAGUGUCACUAUAGAGCAAAUGUUAAAAUACCCUAACCAAUGCCGUAAUCUUGUACAAGCUCUUCGUCGUCCUAGGUUACCUGUGGAGACUAAUUAUGCCCAACCCAAAGAAAAUUUGAGGACCACAGCCGCCCGGUGUUAUAUAAAAAUUAGAGAAAAUCCAGUAGUUGCAAUCCUGGACACUAGUGCAGCUGUUAGUUUA